This is a messenger RNA of Eruca vesicaria subsp. sativa (arugula), 828 nucleotides long. NCBI's taxonomy places the organism in Eukaryota, Viridiplantae, Streptophyta, Magnoliopsida, Brassicales, Brassicaceae. The record is from the annotation of a GenBank genome assembly.
GGCACAUUUCGGCUAGAAGAAGCAAGCUCAAGAACUGGCUGAUAGUAAAAAGGGGAUUCUCGAUCUUGAGAGGUAAACAUUGUCUUCUUUGAUUGAUGUUAAGAUUCCUUCCUCCACUCACCGAUUCUUAUCGCCGCUGAAAGAAAAUAAAAAAAAAUAGAAACAGUUUCCCCUCAGGUCUUAAGCAAAAUGGAGGCAGAACAACGAACAAGCACUCCACCAAAAGAACAAGAAUCUAAGGCCGCGGAGAAGAAAGGCCCUCCUCCAUCUCAGUCUCCAGCCACCACAAAUGUAUAUGUGCGCAGAAAAGUGGAGACUGACACAUCAAAAGACAAUCUGAGUAAGCAGCAGCCCAAGGUCAGCUCAUCAUCCGCAGUACCACCUCCGGCCUGGGAAGAGCGUUACCAUCAUCUUCAAAUGAAUUUAAACAAGCUUAACGAAUCUGAUCAGACGGAUCCUCAUCUACACAUGCUUUGGUCACAAUCCUCAGCAGAGCUUAGCAAGCAUGCUGUUGACUUGGAAAAGAGGUCUAUUCAGCUCUCUCUCGAGGAAGCGAGGGAGAUGCAACGUGUAGCGGCUUUAAACGUGCUAGGAAGGUCUGUGAAUGAUGGGGGUCUAGGCUGAGGCAGCGCUUUUGUAAGAGCUUCCAAGCCAAAAGUCUUUCUUAAGCUCCUAGAACAAACUGUCGCACGUCACUUGUUACUUCCAAACCAGAGUUUAUGAUUUUGUAUUUGUGUAUACUCUUCCCAUAUUUCAUACUACCAAGUCCAUGUAUUUAUCUCUGUAGAUGAAGAUAUUGAAUUUUAAAUUGGAGAGAAAUUUGCUAAG